This is a messenger RNA of Melitaea cinxia (Glanville fritillary), 1221 nucleotides long. RefSeq lists its product as uncharacterized. Bases 1 to 1221 code for a protein of 406 amino acids. The record is from RefSeq and is a predicted model, not a curated record. The transcript has 3 exons. Gene Ontology annotation, molecular function: DNA binding. Lineage: Eukaryota; Metazoa; Arthropoda; Insecta; Lepidoptera; Nymphalidae. Gene Ontology annotation, cellular component: nucleus.
AUGCAAAAAUGCGAUGACCACGUACAAAAAAACGAACAAGAAUACUGGAAUCAUGAUAUGAUAUUUGAUACUAUGAUGGACGAAAUCAUUAUAAACUUACAAGAUGAUUCUAAAUCAAGUUCAGAGAGUUCAGAAUCAAGUGAUUCAGAGGAUAUGUCAGAAAUGGCGCCAACACAAUCAAAAGAACCAAGGAAAACUUGGGAUAAAGAACAAAUGAUUAAAGCCAUAAAAAUGGUUCGCGAGAAGAAAAUGGGCACUUUAAAAGCAGCAAAAUUUUUCAAAAUACCAGAACAAACAGAUACAAGAACGACAUUGCAACGCUUAAGCCUGAAAACGGAACUUAGUCCUGAAGAAGCGGCUACCACAACAUUAGGUAGAAAAACAACGUUGGGAACACAAUUAGAAAAUGUUUUAGUAGAAUACAUUUUAACUUUGGAAAGUAAAUUUCAUGGAUUAACAAGGACUGAUCUUCACAGAAUGGCAUACAUGUUGGCAGUACGCAACAAUUUGCAAAAUCCGUUUGGUGAAUCUGGAAUAGCAGGAAAAACGUGGCUAAGGCUAUUUUUGAAACGUCAUAAAGACAAACUGUCAAUUAGGAGGCCUACGGGAACAUCGUUCGCAAGAGUAUUCGGCUUUAAUAAAGAAAACGUGGAUAAUUUUUUUCAACUUCUGGAAGAGAUUUAUGAGAAAAAUAACUAUUCAGCAGAUCGUGUAUACACCGUUGAUGAAAUUAGCCUAACAGUUGUCCAGAGUAAAAUUCCACAAGUUAUUGGACGCCGAGGAAAGAGGCAGAUAGCAUCACUAACAUCAGCAGAAAGGGGUUCCAUGGUUACAAUUGUAGUAUGCAUGAAUGCCACCGGCCAUUUUGUACCUCCAUUCAUAAUUUUUCCACGAAAAAAUAUGAACUUACAACUGAUGAGAGGUUGUCCUCCUGGAGCUGAAGGAGUUGCACAUCCAUCAGGCUGGAUCCAAAUGAAUAUUUUUACAGAUUGGUUUAAACAUUUUAUAAAUCAUACACACCCAACACCAGACUCAAGAGCUUUACUCAUAUUAGAUGGACAUUUCAGCCACACCCGAAACAUUGAUCUAGAAGGUAAAGCUCAGGUUGCCUGCAGUUUAAAACAUUUUUCAAAUUGGACGGACUUAAAAACAUUUCUAAGGUCUACAUUCGGAGAAAAGAAACAUGCUACUCAUUUACUGUCCGAUUUACAACAUUCUUAA